Messenger RNA from Micropterus salmoides (largemouth bass), 4539 nucleotides. It is a transcript of the gene slc9a1a, whose product is annotated as solute carrier family 9 member A1a. The coding region runs from base 869 to 3235 and encodes 788 amino acids. Gene Ontology annotation, molecular function: sodium:proton antiporter activity. Gene Ontology annotation, cellular component: membrane. Lineage: Eukaryota; Metazoa; Chordata; Actinopteri; Centrarchiformes; Centrarchidae. Gene Ontology annotation, biological process: proton transmembrane transport; regulation of pH; sodium ion transport. The transcript is spliced from 12 exons. The record is from RefSeq and is a predicted model, not a curated record.
GCGAAAGGGUGUGCGUUUUGUGUGCAUAUGUAUGAAGCCACUACAGAGAGGAGCUGUCGCCACUUGUCUUGACAACCCGGGACAAGCCUCUGAAACCAGUGGUCAGCAAGCCCCAAGUCUUUCACCAUCCUCCCUCUGACCUGAAAGCCAUACCAAGGUCUUGUCCUCCUAGGAUCACGAUGGAGAUGCCGCAUGCGGGGACAUUAAUAUCAAAAAGUUGAAUUACAUUGGGCACACGGCAAAAUGCUAUGUGACAGCUGUGUGGCUUCUCUUCAAGGUCAGUAUCUGGGCAUCUCCGCCUCACGGACGAGUUUCUCGGGCAGUCAGAGGGAAGAAGAAGCGUGUUGGGGAUGCCGCUGUGUCUAGCUUGCCUCCAGCAUCAACAAUGACAUUUUGACCGAAGAGGACAUUGAUAGUCACUGACAUAGAAACCGACAAACUUGUGAAACACCGCUGGAAAAAAAGGGGGGAAAACGAAUAGGAUAGGUUUGCGUUUUACAGUAUGGUCUGUGCUGUUGUAAAAAGAAACUCGUAAGAGCAUCUUGGCAUUUCCUGCUUUCUUCAAACGGCCUGUGUCGGCGCGUCUGUCUACCUGGCAGCAAGCAACAACGCAGAAGUCAAGCUAGCCAACGUUACCGGACAGAAUGGGUCUCUGGUUCUGUUUAAGCUAGUCGAACCGACCGUUAAAGUCAGUUUGAAUGUUCGACGGUUGAAUAGUUGAUUUAAAUUGACUGUCGUAAUGUUACGUAGUUGAAACCAACUCAGCUGUAACGUUACCCAACUUCCUUGAACUUGCUUGCUUUUCAGUCGUACUUGCACGAUCGCAUUUCUUUUCAUAUUACAUUACGCCAACAUCAUAUUCAGCAUCAUGCCUUUGGGGGCGGGUUCACACAGCCCGGCUGGUAUCGGUAAGACUUUACAGGAGCGGGGACUGCUCCUGCUGAUGGUUUUGGUGUUUCUGGAGGGCUCCGUUCUUCCUCUCGGAGCUUCCAGCUCUCCGGAUAUCAGCCACCAGGAACAUUUGGACAAACACAAAGUGGCAGACAAAGGGCAUAACUUCACUAAAAAACCUUUCCCUGUGCUCAGCCUCGACUACCCCCACAUACAGGUCCCUUUUGAAAUCUCAUUAUGGGUGCUGCUUGCGUCUUUAAUGAAAUUAGGCUUCCACCUGAUUCCUCGUCUGUCCAGUAUUGUGCCAGAGAGCUGCCUGUUGAUUGUGGUGGGUCUUCUGGUGGGGGGGCUCAUCAAACUAGCCGGAGAAGAUCUCCCCCCAGUGCUGGAUUCCAGAUUGUUCUUCCUCUGCCUGCUGCCACCCAUCAUCCUAGAUGCUGGCUACUUCCUGCCCAUCCGUCCCUUCAUGGAGAACCUGGGCACCAUCCUGAUGUUUGCUGUUGUGGGGACCUUGUGGAAUGCCUUCUUCAUCGGGGGCCUUCUGUAUGCUGUGUGUCAGAUCCAGCCAAACAAUCCAUCCAGUCUCCAUACGAUAGAGCUCCUGCCUUGCCUGUUGUUUGCCUCCAUCAUCUCAGCUGUGGAUCCCGUUGCUGUGCUAGCGGUGUUUGAGGAGAUCCACAUCAAUGAACUGUUGCACAUCUUGGUGUUUGGCGAAUCUCUGCUCAAUGAUGCUGUCACUGUGGUGUUAUACCACCUGUUUGAGGAGUAUGCAGGUGUUGGCACAGUGACUGUGAUGGAUGCGGUCCUGGGAGUCAUCUCCUUCCUGGUGGUUGCACUGGGUGGCGUUUUAGUAGGAGCUAUCUAUGGGAUCCUGGCCGCCUUCACCUCACGCUUCACAUCCCACACACGUGUCAUCGAGCCACUUUUUGUCUUUGUGUACAGCUACAUGGCCUACCUGUCAGCUGAGAUGUUCCAUCUCUCUGGAAUCAUGGCGUUGAUAGCGUGUGGUGCGGUGAUGCGACCUUAUGUGGAGGCCAACAUUUCCCACAAGUCUCACACCACCAUCAAGUACUUCCUGAAAAUGUGGAGCAGCGUCAGUGAGACACUAAUCUUCAUCUUUCUGGGUGUGGCCACGGUGGAUGGACCUCACUCCUGGAACUGGACCUUCGUCACAGUCACUGUCAUUCUGUGUCUGGUGGCACGAGUCAUAGGUGUGGUUGGUCUGACCUUCGUGAUCAACAAGUUCCGCAUCGUCAAGCUGACCACCAAGGACCAGUUCAUCGUGGCUUACGGUGGCCUGCGAGGUGCCAUUGCCUUCUCCCUUGGCUUCCUGCUGAACAAGGAUCACUUUCCCAUGAGAGAGAUGUUCCUUACUGCCAUCAUCACUGUUAUCUUCUUCACUGUCUUUGUUCAGGGCAUGACCAUCAAACCCCUGGUGGAGCUGCUGGCGGUGAAGAAGAAACAGGAAGCGAAACGCUCGAUUAAUGAGGAAAUCCACACCCAGUUCCUCGACCACCUGCUGACUGGAAUUGAGGACAUUUGUGGACAUUAUGGACACCACCACUGGAAGGACAAACUGAACCGCUUCAACAAGAAGUAUGUGAAGAAGUGCUUGAUUGCAGGCGAACGCUCCAAGGAGCCGCAGCUCAUUGCCUUCUACCACAAGAUGGAGAUGAAACAGGCCAUUGAGCUGGUGGAAAGUGGAGGGGGAGUCAAGCUGCCUUCUGCUGUGCCUUCCACCGUUUCCAUGCAGAACAUUCAACCCAAGAAGCUUCUUAUUGACAAGCCUGCAGAGAGAUCUCUGUCCCAGCUGCCUAAAGGCCGAGAGGAGGAGAUCAGGAAGAUCCUCAGGAGCAACCUACAGAAGACACGAAUGAGGCUGCGCUCCUACAACAGACACACUCUGGUGGCUGAUCCAUAUGAGGAUGGAUUCGGUGACUUCCUUAUCAAGAAGCAAAAGAUGAUUGAGCUAGAGCGGAAGAUAAAAAACAUGAAUAACUAUCUGACAGUUCCUGCUGCUCCUCAUGACUCCCCUACCAUGUGUAGAGCCAGACUGGCCUCAGACCCCCAAGCUUACAGCACGAAGGCAGCAUCAGAUAGAGUGCCGACCAUCAAGGUAGACCUGGCUUCUCCUCAGUCGCCAGACUCAGUCAACCUGAUGGAUGAAUUCAGGCAGCAGCAGGAGGAAGACCAGGGCCUGACGAUGAAGCCUCCCUCGGGGCCAAGUGGACCUAACAAGCCAGGCGAGGCGGACGAACCCAGAGAACAGCAGAAGCUUAUGAGGUGCCUGAGUGACCCCGGUCCUAGCGCAGACGAGGAGGAGGAUGAACCCUUCCUGCCUUGAUGUGGCAGACUGGCUGCGGAGGGGUCAGAUUGCAUGUCCACCAUCACUGGUUAGAUGGGAGAGGGCUGUUUCACUGCUCUGCCCUAAAUAAUCUCUUUGGUUCAGAAAUCAAAAAAGCCAAAACUGCUAUUGCUGUACAAAUGAGAAAGAGAAAGCAAAAGUAGUUUGAGAAGUGGGGAAAAGAGCCAUUUUUUUGUUCUUGUCAUUGCUCUUUGUUUUUUGUAGACAGUAAUGAAACAGCAGUCACUGGUGGGGUUUGUGGUUGAUAGUCUGAUGCAUUCAGGAAAGAACUAUGCAUUACCAAAGGUUUGGACUGUUGUAGUGUCCGACAAUGUAAUUUUUACAUUAGUGUCAGACUUUUUGUCUCAUUUCCUUUUUCUUGUUCGUCUUUUCUUGUUUGUUCAUGGUUUAACAAAAUGUUCUUUCUUUCAAGUUACAUUCUUUGAGACAUGCUGGGCCUCAAGGACCUAAAUCUAAUCAACAAAGCAAACUACUUUAAUCCAGUUUGCAGCACUUGAGUGUAAGUGCUUGUUUUAUUCAAAUAUCUCACUGAAACUGUUCUUUCAUUGUGCUACUUGAAAUUGCUGGACAUUAAAACAUUUGGAGUGUAGCUAGUUUAAAAACAUUUGGCCUUAUUUUAUGUCAAACCUUUUCACAUGGUGCAUUUUUAUUUUUGUCUCUUAAAAACAUAAUCUGAUUUCAGGGGUACUAACAUUUGUUUGCAAUCAGUUUGUUCCAGUGUUUGUGGGAUGUAAGUUAAAAGCUGGAUGUAUUUCGUCACUGUGUAAAUGAGCAUACACAGUUCUUUGUAGUAGUGCUUACAGACCUGUGGCCUUGUCUGUUGGCUGUAGAGGGAGCUGCGUGGACUUGAAAAAUUCCUCAUUGUUGCAUAAAGAAGUUUUGACGUAUAUAUGUGGAGUAAAGUGUUUUGGAGGCUUGUAAGACAGACAAUGAUGCAUCACAGAUGUUUUGAUGUCAGUAAUUGAUUCUCUAUCCACAUGUUGUCAUGUCACGUGUCUGUGAAAAUGUUUUAUGUUUUACCUCAACUUUACAACACCCUUUAAAACUCACUCAAGUAGGGGUCAAGUAGAAAAUAUUACUCUUACUAUUGAUGUAAUGAACAAGUGCUCAUCUAACAGUCACCUUCACUGCUUUUUUCACUGCAGCGCUCACUUUCUUUUAUAUGCCUAUUUGCAUUCUUCAGUUGUUGUUUUUUUUUUAUUGGCCUUUACAAGAAGCUAUCAUGUCCUACAUCACUGUUCAGCUUAUUACAGGACACAGUAAGUAAAGGUUAGUUUGUAUAG